CCUACUUCCUUUCUUUUUCUCACUAUAAAUAACCCCCACGAAUGCCCAUUUAAUUUGCGACUUUCUAGCUUUUAGCUCUCUCAAGCUUAUAAACUUUCUGCUGAGAAAAUGAAGCCUGUGUUCGUUCUAUUCCUUGUUCUUUCUCUUGUUCUCACUUCUUUCUUCGAGGUUUCCAUGGCGGGUUCAGCUUUCUGUGACUCAAAGUGCGCGGUGAGAUGCUCAAAAGCAGGAAGGAAGGAUAGAUGCUUGAAGUACUGUGGAAUAUGCUGUGAAAAAUGUAAGUGUGUUCCGUCGGGGACUUACGAUCACAAGGACGAAUGCCCAUGUUACAGAGACAUGAAGAACUCGAAGGGAAAACCAAAAUGCCCUUGACAGAGAUUAUGAUUAAUGCCACCUUAUGAUAUACGAAGAAUCCUAGUUGUAAUACAAACGAGAAUAAUUGCAGGUUAUGCGUUUAUUAUCGUACAUCCCAUCCCAUGUGUUAUGGUUCGGUUAAUUAUAUUAUCAUACAAUUUAAGCA
Messenger RNA from Mangifera indica (mango), 520 nucleotides. RefSeq names its product peamaclein-like. Bases 109 to 372 code for a protein of 87 amino acids. The record is from RefSeq and is a predicted model, not a curated record. The transcript has 2 exons. Lineage: Eukaryota; Viridiplantae; Streptophyta; Magnoliopsida; Sapindales; Anacardiaceae.